UGAUCCGUUUGAAAACGUGGGAUGCAUAUCCUGAAUUCGAGUGGCCAAUAGAUGUCCGUCACCUUGGGAGCUCAAACAUCUAGAGACGCCAUCUUAAUCGAGGUCGGUUUUCCCAUGUUUGGACGAAGCCCCACGGAAUAAUUCGCCAAGGGUAUCACUGUCAACUUGGGUAUCACUCAACACAUAACUCAUCUGAGAGGGAGAUAAAGAGCAAGAGAUACUUCGGAAGGUAUUCAUUCGACUUCUGCUACUACUACAACUACUACUACUACUGCUACCGCUGCCAAAUUCAACCACGUCAAGCUCACAGCAGUGUCUUUAGCAUGGCUUCUUACGGCGGCUAUGAUUCAGCCGCUCCACCUGCAGGUGGGCCGCCACCCGCGGUUGCUCCCGCUGCAGGGUAUGGAGCGGGAGGUUACGGCCAACAACCUCCGGCAGGUGGUUACGGAGGCUAUGGCCAGCCACCAGCGGCAGGCGGUGCUCCACCGGUUGAUGCCGGCUACGCCGCUGGCGGGGCUGGAGGUUACGGAGGUGGCUAUGGCGGAGGCAGUGGCUAUCAAGGGGGUGGUGGGGGCAGCGCCGGUGGCUAUGGCGGGCCGCCGAGUGCGGGUAGUACUGCGUACCCACCUUCCGGUAGCUAUGGUGGCAGCCGAGGGGGCUAUGGGGGUGGCGAUAGGAGUGGCUACGGCAGCGGUGGCGACCGAGGCAGCUACGGGGGUGACCGGGGUAGUUAUGGCGGCGAUCGUGGUAGCUACGGAAGUGGUGAUCGUGGAGGCUAUGGCGGUGGCUAUGGCGGCCGUGGUGGCGGUGGGCCCCCCUCUGGUGGUUUUGGUGGUCGUGGGGGAGGCCGUGGAGGCUUUGAUGGUGGCUCCAAACCGUACGGUGAAGGCAUGGUCCAAUCCGACAAUCAGAUUUAUAUCUCCGGCCUACCCACUGACUGCAAUGAAGACGACAUCGCGCAAUUCUUCGGAUCCAUUGGCGUGAUUAAAACGGACAAGAAGAUCGGCAAACUGAAGAUUUGGAUUUACAAAGACCGCAAUACUGGUGCUCAGAAAGGUGAAGCCACGGUGACCUACGACGACCCUCAAGCUGCUCAAUCGGCCAUCACUUGGUUCGACAACAAAGACUUCAACGGUCACCCCAUCAAAGUUCAAAUGGCCAUGGUUAAGGCCCCGCCAGCUGGAGGCUAUCGAGGAGGCCGUGGUGGCUUUGGCGAUCGCGGUGGUCGCGGAGGCUUUGGCGAUCGAGGUAGUCGUGGCGGUUUCCGAGGCCGUGGUAGCUUUGGCGACCGAGGAGGUCGUGGAGGCGACGAUGGCGACGAUGGCGGCCAAUCCAACUUCCAACCCAGAAACGGCGACUGGACGUGCCCUCGACCCGAUUGCGGCAAUACCAACUUUGCUUGGAGGGACACUUGCAAUAAAUGCCCAGAGCCCAGACCUGAGGGAGCUGGUGGCGGCGAUGGUGGCUACCGAGGACGUGGCGGCGGCCGUGGUUUUGGUGGCCGUGGCGGCGGAUUUGGGGACCGAGGCGGACGGGGAGGUUUUGGCGAUCGAGGCAGCCGGGGAGGUUUUGGCGGCCGUGGUCGCGGAGGUUUCGGUGACCGGGGUGGUGGAGCCAUGAGAGGUGAUCGCCGAGGCGGUGACCGACACCGUCCCUAUUAAUCAUGUGAAUCACUCAAUUCACGCCACCCAUCGAAAACAACAAGCACGCUAGAUUUACACCAAAUUGAAAUCAAACGCCACCCCCUUUUUCGCUCGUUUUGCCGCAGUAUUGACCCCUUUUCCUAACUAGUUGCUCUGAGUUAGGAAAGCCAGAUAUCCAGCCCCUCCUAUUCAUGAUUACGCGGGGAAGUGUUGUUAUGCCUGUCAUGGCAGAAAUGCUUGUGUGAAAACGUGUUCUGUUUGAAUUGCUGUUGCCAAAAACUGAAUGGGUUCCCAAUUCUAAUUGUAAUUUAUGGCGAGUGCUUUACUGUAUACCUGACAUGACAAUGUCUUACUGUCUCAUUGCGUUAACCUUGAACUAUCUCGGUAACAACAUCAUCUUCUGUAAUAAAAGGGUACGAACGUGUUACAAAA
Molecule: messenger RNA, 2075 nt
Organism: Tigriopus californicus
Lineage: Eukaryota; Metazoa; Arthropoda; Copepoda; Harpacticoida; Harpacticidae
Product: RNA-binding protein cabeza-like
Exons: 2
Coding region: 324-1661 (445 amino acids)
Biological process (GO): regulation of DNA-templated transcription
Cellular component (GO): nucleus
Molecular function (GO): RNA binding; transcription coregulator activity
Source: RefSeq, a predicted model, not a curated record